Messenger RNA from Motacilla alba alba, 906 nucleotides. Its product is annotated as olfactory receptor 4S2-like. Gene Ontology annotation, cellular component: membrane. The record is from RefSeq and is a predicted model, not a curated record. Lineage: Eukaryota; Metazoa; Chordata; Aves; Passeriformes; Motacillidae. Gene Ontology annotation, biological process: G protein-coupled receptor signaling pathway. Gene Ontology annotation, molecular function: G protein-coupled receptor activity; olfactory receptor activity.
UCCAGCAGCAUGAAGGAAUUCAUCCUCCUGGGCCUCUCAGAGAACCAAGGGGUGCAGAAAAUAUAUUUUGUGGUGUUCCUGCUUUUCUACACGCUCACAGUGGCAGGAAAUCUCACAGUUCUCACUGUGAUGAGCAGCAGGUGCCUGAACUCCCCCAUGCACUUCUUCCUCUGCCACCUUUCCUUUGUAGAUGUCUGUUACUCCUCUGUCACAGCUCCUCAAAUGAUUUCUGGCUUCCUGGUGGAAAAUAACACCAUCUCCUUUGCAGGUUGCAUAGGGCAGCACUUUGGGCUUUAUUUGUUUGGCUGCACAGAGGUUUUCAUCCUGACAGCCAUGGCCUACGACCGCUGCAUGGCCGUCUGCUUGUCCCUGCGCUACCCUGCGUUCACAUCCCACCGCCUCUGCGGCCGCAUGGUGGGGGUCUCCAGGGCGGGGGGCUUCCUGCAUUCCACCCUCCAGACCCUUCCCACCGCCCUGCUCCCUUUCUGUGGCCCCCACAAAGUCACCCACUAUUUCUGUGCUGUCCACCCCCUGCUCUCCCUGGCCUGCGCUGACACACGUGCCGGGGGCCUGGACGCGGUGGCCAACAGCGGGGUCAUAUCCCUGAGCUGCUUCCUCAUCCUGGUCACAUCCUACAUGGUCAUCCUGGCUUCCCUGAGGGGCCAAACGCUGGCGAGGUGGCACGAGGCCCUGUCCACGUCAGUGAUCCUGUGCCUUGGGCCCAGCACAUUUGUUUACAUCCACCCAUCCAGUGGCCUGUCCGAGGACAGGAGCAUGGCCGUGUUCUACACGUUCAUCACACCCAUGUUCAACCCCCGCACCUACCUCCUCCAGGAUGGGGAGGUGAAGGGAGCCAUGAGGAAACUGUGCAGGAGGAAAGUGGGAAGCAGAAAUGGGAAGGGGUAG